AUGUCUAACCUUUACUUCGGGCAAUUCGGUAACCGCCAAGCACUCAAGGAGGCCUGGCAUCGGGCCAAGGCCCCGUCAUACCUCAAGAGGGACCCCAAGGGCGCUGUUGAAGCCGCCCUCGGCAUCGCCGACAUGUACGCGGAGCGCGCCAGCCGCGCGCAGGCUCGAAUCCAAGCAUUGGAGCAGGAGAUUCGGUGGUGCCGUGAGGAGAACCCGGACUCGCAGGUGCACGAUCACCCUGCCGAUCCUGUUGACCCGCCCCCUCGCAGUGCGUAUUCUCAGUCCUUCGCGCAGUAUGACAUCCGUGUCCCGGGACCGCGCCAGCGCCGCGAUGACUCGCACGCCGACCGCGACGAACAAUUCCGCGGCUACGCGUUCCGUGAACGCGAUCGCACAGAUGACUUGCCCCGCGGACGCUCGCCAUACCGUCGCGAGCCGUCGUUCGGCCCAUACCGCCACCGCGAAGACAGCCUCGGCCGCCGCGACCAUCGCAGUCGCUCUGGCCCAUUCUAUGGCAACAAGACAUGGCGACGUAGGGAUGACCGAUCCCCCACACCGCGCCCACCAUCGCCCGCGCCACGCCCACCGUCCCCUGCCCGCCCGCCCCCGUUCCAGCACUACCAGCCGCGCACCGACCGCCACUCUCGCCAGCGCGCGCAAAACUGGAAGAACGGCAAGGGCAAACGCCGUGACAACCACACCGGCCCUCUGCCCCCUCAGACGAUGCGCCCCUGGCCACAAUCGGCGGCAUCGGGCCCGUCCCAAACCCCCGUAGACGCGCCCGCCCCCGGCGACGCGCACCCGCCUGCCGGCGCGACCGACCCACAGCCUGGUACAAGCCAAACCCCCGUAUGGGGCGAGUCGACGGCGUCCACCUCCGACUGGGGGUUCGGCUUUGGAUGGGGGGGAGCGGCGGCGGUUGCGACCACCGUCGCGCAUAACCUCACCGUCGACGAUAUAUUCCGACGGAUAACGGAGCAACCGGAGCUGGCCCCGGCGGGAGUAGUAGGCAAGAGCGAGGAGGAGACGAAGCGCCGCAUCCGGGUGUGGAAGUGGCUGGCAUGCAUAGGGUCUCAGCAGACGAACCGUGAGGGAUUCGUCAGUCGCGUACUCUAUCUUCUGCGAACGCGACGCUAUACCGCGUUCGUCGAGGAAAGCGCAUACCCCAUCGAGGAGGAGCACAAGACCACCAGCUAUCUUGGUGGGUAUGAGGCGGAUACCGCCAUUAUGAGGCACUUGGCUGACUGCGGGUUUCCGUCUGAGGGCGAGUGGCUGGACAUGGCCACCCAGCUCGCUGUAGCCCGCGAGCCGCGGCUGCUGCUCCCCCAUGACCCGUUGGCUUGA
Gloeophyllum trabeum ATCC 11539 is the source of this 1344-nucleotide messenger RNA. RefSeq lists its product as uncharacterized. Bases 1 to 1344 code for a protein of 447 amino acids. The record is from RefSeq and is a predicted model, not a curated record. NCBI's taxonomy places the organism in Eukaryota, Fungi, Basidiomycota, Agaricomycetes, Gloeophyllales, Gloeophyllaceae. The transcript has a single exon.